AUGUCUAUCGAAGAAAUCCCACAAGGCGCCGAAGUCCAAGUCAUCUCCAAGGACGAAAAGAAGGCCAGAGACUUGAUCAAGAAGCUUAACUUGAAGCAAGUUCCAGGUAUCACCAGAGUCACCUUCAAGCAAAAGGGUAACUUGAUCUACGCCAUCGACUCCCCAGAUGUUUUCAGAUCCCCAGCCGGUACCUACGUUGUUUUCGGUGAAGCCAAGGUUGACGACAUGAACAAGAGAAUUGCCGAAGCUCAAGCCCAAGCUGCUCAACAAGAAGCUUUGUCCAAGGCUGCCACUGCUGAUGACAAGAGCCCAGAAGCUAUCACUGCUGACCUUGAAGCCGCUUCUUUACUCGACAAGAAGGAAGAUGACGAAGAAGAAGAAGAAGGUGAAGUUGACGAAUCCGGUUUGGACUCUGCUGACAUUGACAUCAUUAUUGAACAAACUCAAGUUUCCAGAGCCAAGGCUGCCAAGGCUUUGAGAAAGCACGAUGGUGACAUGGUCAACGCCAUUAUGGAAUUGUCUUAG
This is a messenger RNA of [Candida] anglica, 525 nucleotides long. The record is from the annotation of a GenBank genome assembly. NCBI's taxonomy places the organism in Eukaryota, Fungi, Ascomycota, Pichiomycetes, Serinales, Debaryomycetaceae.